AGGGCUAACUUAACGGUGAAUUAUUAAGCAAUGCGAGUCAAAAGAGGAAGCUUGAAGAAAUCUAGGCUAUCUGUUAAAAAUAAUAAGAACUCAUCCAGAAAAGUCUUGUCAGAGAAUGGCACCUGCUCUAAGCCAAAGAUGAUUAAAAUCCCACACUCCAAGCUAAAAAGGAAGCAUAUGCCUAGUCAGAAGGUAAACAAGAAUGAGAAAUUAACGAAGUUCAAAGAAGAAAGUACUGAUUAUUCAAGUUGUGAUAUUCUCUCAGAAAGCGAAUUACUAACCUUUGAUACCAGUUUCUCUCAAAAAACCCUUAAAACAGCCUUAAAGAACUCUCUCAAACCCCUCAAGCCUACUUUGAUCCCACAGAGCAUGGACUUUUUCCAAAAGAUUACUGAAUUUGAGCGCUCUGAAGAAUCCAAGCCGCUAAGCGAUUCAACAAUCUGUAAUUCUUAA
Moneuplotes crassus is the source of this 453-nucleotide messenger RNA. NCBI's taxonomy places the organism in Eukaryota, Ciliophora, Spirotrichea, Euplotida, Euplotidae. The record is from the annotation of a GenBank genome assembly.